AUGAAACGCCUACUCUCCUUCAAGCCUCAUCCCCUAGCAAAAUCGGUACCUGCUGCGCUUAUAAACACGUCCUCUACGGCGCCACACACGACCAGUUUGCAGCCCAAAUAUGUUCUACCACCUCUGCCUCACCCCUGCCCCUACGAACAUAUCGCCGUAUUAGCAACCUCUGGGGGACUCCUGCUCAGGCCUCAUUUCCAAAGCGAAGUUGAUCCAGAGUCAUAUGUCCGGAUCGCGUGGGGUAAGGCGGGCGAUGUAGAAGAAGUACUUUACAGCGAAGACAUUGACGGCGUUGAUUGGUCGGAGAGUGUUGUGGUAUACGGUGUAGUCGGCAUACUGUCUCUAUUCUCUGCGUCCUAUUUACUACUGGUCACCUCACGAUCCGAAGUCGGACAUUUGUUCGAUCCCAGGCAAAUUGUAUACAAUGUGAAGGGAGUUACAGCUAUUCCACUUGUAGAGGCUCGUGCUCGUGCAGCCUUGGCCACCAUCAGCGCGCGCAACGCUGCUGAUCACCGCUCGUCCUUGCUUCCGCCUUCACGGCCUGAUACUCCACCUCCUCCCGAGGAUGGUCAGAGAAGCGCCAUUUUCUCAGCCGGUUCAGGCUUUAGUGAGGGAGUUACCUCUCCUCACGUCAGAUUCGUAAUGGAGCCCCAAGUGAAGGUCAUGACGCCGCAAACUACCCAGGAUUUUGAGACACAAGAUGAAGGUAGUCCACCUUCGCCUUCUUCCUCUGUUGCGUCUACGCCUUCUUCUGAGUAUUCACUCAAUACCGAUAAUGUUGUGAAAACUCUGACAGAACGCCUCUCAUUCUGGAGCAGGCUGUCGAAACGCUCGUUGACAGCUGUAUCAAAUGCCAAUGAGCUGCCAAUUUCCGAGACUCCGCCUGUAUUGGAUCCAGGACAGCAGCGAGUGUCGCUAGACUCGCUCAUUGAUGAAAAUAAACAAGGACCGGGGCAAGUCAUUAAUUCGAUCCUGGCGACAUCCGCGCCUCCCCCUCCAACCACGGAAGAGAAACAUUCGGAACUUGAGGACAAGAUUCUCCGUGAAUGUGUCAGGGAGUUCACACGGGGUGGCAUGUACUUUGCGUAUGCUUUUGACAUUACGAGAUCAUUGCAGCACAAACACGAGAUCCUUGCAAAAACUAAGCUUCAAAGCACUCUCCUUGCUGAUCUGGAUGUGCUCGAUGAGCAAAAGCAGCUUAGUCCAGUUGGCGACAAGAUCGAUGUCCUAGCAGAGCCCUCUCCGACCCUUCCGCUAUGGCGAAGAGUUGAUCGCCAGUUCUGGUGGAAUGAAUGGCUCUCUAAGCCUUUUAUUGAUGCAGGAGUGCAUUCCUAUGUACUGCCCAUCAUGCAAGGUUUCUAUCAGAUUGCGUCCUUCAAUAUCCCACGAGAAGCGGUGGCAUCAGAGCAGGGUGAUUUCGCAACGGUAGAUUAUAUUCUCGUAUCAAGGAGAUCUCGUGACCGUGCAGGCCUACGUUACCAACGUCGGGGGAUUGACGAAGAUGCCAACGUUGCGAACUUUGUCGAGACAGAAACUAUCAUGCGAGUGGAACGGGAAGGCUUCCUGAAUGUCUUCGGCCACGUCCAGAUACGCGGGUCUAUCCCUUUAUAUUGGAAGCAAGAGGGCUACAGCCUCAAGCCCGCUCCGCAGCUUGCGCCAGAUAGAACUCAUACACAGAAUUUUGACGCGAUACAGCGUCACUUUAAGAAAACUCUCCCGCGAUAUGGACCACACACUGUCGUCAAUCUUACAGAACAACACGGAAAGGAAUCACAAGUUACUCAUGCAUAUAGCGAAUUUGUGAAUGAGUUAAACGACAAAAAUGUUCACUAUAUCGCAUACGAUUUUCAUUCAGAGACCAAAGGCAUGAAGUACGAGAAUAUAUCCAAAUUGAUCAAUCAGCUAGAGCGUACGUUUGAGAACCAAGGCUAUUUCUGGGUAUCUAAUGGUAGCCUUAUGUCCCAACAGAAGGGUGUCUUUCGUGUAAAUUGCAUAGAUUGUCUGGACAGAACAAAUGUUGUAGAAUCGGCCUUUGCGCGACAUGUGCUUAAUAGACAACUGGGUGCUGUAGCCUUACUUGAUACUUCUGGAGCUAUACAGCGGACAGAGACUGACGUCGUGUUUAAUGAUGUGUGGGCCAACAACGGAGAUGCCAUCAGUCGCGAAUACGCUGGCACAUCCGCUCUCAAGGGCGACUUCACCCGGACGGGCAAACGGGACCUUACAGGCAUGCUCAAUGACGGCGUUAAUUCUUUGGCAAGAAUGUAUUCUUCGACAUUUGCGGACUGGUUCAGUCAGGCUGUCAUUGACUACAUACUUGGGAACAGAACCAUCUCUGUAUUCUCGGAAUUCCUCAACAGACUACAGUCCACUGACCCUCGAGAUCUAAUCCGCAUCUCCAAAAUUAGAGCCGAUGCUAUUGCAACGUGUGUAUCUCGUGUAUUGCCAGAUGGUGAACGCCUGUUAUCAGGUUGGACGUUGUUCUCACCCGCCGAGCUGAACACGAGGGUGGGCGACAAAUUCGAGGAGAAGGUACUAUUGUUGACGGCGAAAGCCAUCUAUGUCAUAAGCUAUGACUACACACUAGAGAAGGUCAAGAUAUAUACACGUGUACCACUCAAAGAUAUCACGGGAGUUAUGAAAGGCGCCUAUAUACUAUCACCCUUAGAGGAGGGCAGCCGCGACCCCGCGCAGAAUGCAGGAUUUGUAUUGGUGUGGCGAAACGUGGGCCAGGACACACGCGUCACAAGUUAUUCCAUCCGAAACAGCCUUGACUUUUCCUCGCCUCCCCCAUCGCCACGACAAAUGAUACCAGAGCCGCCUGCGCAAAGGCGUGCGACUGUACCGAGCUCAAUGCGCAGAAACACGCUGUUGUCCGGUUUGCUCUCCCGAGCAGCAGCCCCAGCCGAGGAAAUGGACAAGACAUUCGCAGCAUUCAAGGCAUUGCCCAUUGAUCCCAUGCGUUCGCGACGAGACACAGGCAGUUUCAUCGAACCUGCGGAUGAACUCGCGGGUGCAACGAACUGCAGAGAGGCUGUGGACAUGAUUGUGAACACGAUUCAACAAGCGUGUUGUGAUGCAGGCACUAUCGAUGGCAGUAUAGUUAACGAGGAAGAUAUUGUCAGCUUGGCCGAGGCGCAGCGCAUGACUAGUGUCUACGCCAAGAUGGAAUAUGGAGUAAAGAGGUUGCUCUGGCUAGGCGGUUGA
Molecule: messenger RNA, 3207 nt
Organism: Fibroporia radiculosa
Lineage: Eukaryota; Fungi; Basidiomycota; Agaricomycetes; Polyporales; Fibroporiaceae
Exons: 20
Coding region: 1-3207 (1068 amino acids)
Biological process (GO): phosphatidylinositol dephosphorylation
Cellular component (GO): endoplasmic reticulum
Molecular function (GO): phosphatidylinositol-4-phosphate phosphatase activity
Source: RefSeq, a predicted model, not a curated record